Strongylus vulgaris is the source of this 216-nucleotide messenger RNA. The record is from the annotation of a GenBank genome assembly. Lineage: Eukaryota; Metazoa; Nematoda; Chromadorea; Rhabditida; Strongylidae.
CCGUUCCCGAAGCGCCAAUCUACGUAUUGGCGCCGCAAUCCGGAUGCUCCGAAUGGUGGAAUAACGAACGUUGCUGCACCACCUGCACCUCCUACUCUCUACGAUCAACUUGCUGCAAUGAAUCUUAAUUCUAGGGCAACACAAUAUGACGAAGACAGCAGUUACGGAGGGACCACAACUGAGUUAGCGACCGGAGUUAGUGGAAUUGCCUUCUGA